Messenger RNA from Alligator mississippiensis (American alligator), 5120 nucleotides. RefSeq names its product ephrin B2 (gene EFNB2). The coding region runs from base 833 to 1849 and encodes 338 amino acids. Gene Ontology annotation, molecular function: ephrin receptor binding. The record is from RefSeq and is a predicted model, not a curated record. Gene Ontology annotation, cellular component: plasma membrane. Gene Ontology annotation, biological process: ephrin receptor signaling pathway; blood vessel morphogenesis; axon guidance. NCBI's taxonomy places the organism in Eukaryota, Metazoa, Chordata, Crocodylia, Alligatoridae. The transcript has 5 exons.
ACAAGCGGCGACUUUUGUGCAUUGAAGACUCGCCGCGGUAGCUGCCGCCGCCGCUCGGAGCCGGGCUGGGAAAGGCUGCGGCUCCGUCCCCGCGGCUCCCUCGGGGCGCCGGCCGCUGCGCUUCUCGCCGGGAAGGAGCCGCUUCGGACGCCCGAGAGGCCACCCCUCGUGCCUGCCGGAGCCCUGCCGGGGGCUGGAGGAACCGCUUCUCCCAGUGGAUUUAUAGAGCCGAGCUUCCCUUGCGGGGGGCACUAGAGACAGGAGCAGCCUCCUUCGCAGCGGCGGUGUCCCUGCCUGCCUCUUGAUUUCUCCCACCUCCACUUUGAUUUUUUUUCCCCCCACCUCCCCUUUCCACUCUCCCGCCCCCUCGGUUUCUUUCGGCUUGUGCGUGUGCCCGGCGCCCUGGAUCCGCCGCGGAGUUUGCAGCCCGAGGGACGCCCGCUCGCCCGGCAGCGGCAGCCGGGAGCCCCCCGCGAGCAGCUCGGAGGACUGAAGCCCCUGCCACCUCCUCCUCCUCCUCCCCGCGUCGCUGCGACUUGGGAGGCAGCCGGAUUGCGAGCUGGCGGGAGCCUUGCCUACACGCCGGGGGCACACAUGACUCAGUAAAUCUGCCUGCGGCUCUCCCCGGCCACCGCCUUCAUCCUUGGCGUUUUGUCUUGCCAAAAAAAAAAGAGAAGAUACCUGGGCAGGGGGGCGCCGGGUUGGUGUUUCCCCCUCGUGUUGCUGCCUGGGUGGGAAGGGGGGUGUUGGGGUGGGCUGGAGGGGGGGCAGAGACGGGAGCCCGCCCGGCCGGAGGAGUUGGCCCCCGAGGAGGCUGGCGGAGAGGGACUUGAUGCCGCCGGCGACCAUGGCAGCGCGGAGGGGCGACUCCUCUCUGUGGAAGUACUGCUGGGGAGUGGCGAUGGUGCUGUGCCGGACGGCCGUGGCCAGGUCCAUCGUAUUGGACCCGGUCUACUGGAAUUCCACCAACCCCAAAUUCCUUCCUGGACAAGGACUGGUACUAUAUCCACAGAUAGGAGACAAACUGGAUAUUAUAUGCCCAAAGCUGGACUCUAAAACUGUUGGCCAGUAUGAGUAUUAUAAGGUCUACAUGGUUGAUAAAGACCAAGCAGAUAGCUGCACUAUUAAAAAGGACAACACUCCUCUACUCAACUGUGCCAAGCCAGAUCAAGAUGUUAAAUUUACCAUCAAGUUUCAGGAGUUCAGCCCUAAUCUGUGGGGCCUGGAAUUUCAGAGAAAGAAAGAUUAUUACAUCAUAUCAACAUCAAAUGGGUCUUUGGAGGGCCUGGAUAACCAGGAGGGAGGGGUGUGCCAGACAAAAGCCAUGAAGAUCCUUAUGAAAGUUGGACAAGAUCCCAGUUCUGCUGGGUCACCCCGUCAUACUGAUCCAACUAAACGUCCAGAACAGGAAGCUGGUACCAAUGGGAAAAGCUCCACAACAAGUCCAUUUGUAAAGGACCAUUCAGGAUCUGGCACAGGUGGCAGCAAGGCUGGACAGUCCAGUAUACUCGGUUCUGAGGUGGCCUUAUUUGCAGGGAUUGCAUCAGGGUGCAUCAUUUUUAUUGUCAUCAUCAUCACUUUGGUGGUUCUUUUAUUGAAGUACCGGAGAAGACACAGGAAGCAUUCGCCACAGCACACUACAACUCUGUCACUUAGUACAUUAGCCACCCCAAAGCGCAGUGGCAACAACAAUGGAUCUGAGCCCAGUGACAUUAUCAUUCCUUUAAGGACUGCAGACAGUGUAUUUUGCCCACACUAUGAAAAGGUCAGUGGUGACUAUGGACAUCCAGUGUAUAUAGUUCAAGAGAUGCCUCCUCAGAGUCCAGCAAACAUUUAUUACAAGGUCUGAAAAAACUAUGUGGUACAUUCGAGGUAUAGAGGAAACUUACUGGUCAAAUGCUUUCUGUUGGGGUUUGUGAUGAUGCCUUGUGCACUAAUAUUGACUCAAGCACAGGGGUAAAGGCAAGACCUCUUUCUCAGAGAGCCUUCUUGAGCUGGACAGCUUAUCUAGUCUGUAGGAUUCCUGUCUCAGUGAAUAAAUAUUCACUAAAAGCUGGAAGACUUUAUGUAGAAGAUACCCAUUCUGAUUGCUGUACUCUUGUUACAUUCAUCAUCCUCUAAGCCAUGUGCUGCAGGCAUUCAGGCGUGUACAAAAGCCAAGAGAAGAUGGAGUGAUUCGUGGAUGUUAAUAGUCCUAGGCAUCCUGGGAAGGUGCUCUAGGAUAUCAAGCUUGAAAUGCAAUCUUCUGACUUUGUGAGAGUGUUUCUCAGUGCAUACUGGAUUUGUCACACAGACCUCAGCGUCGAAGUAAGACUUUUAAAGUUCUCUUGCUUUUAGUCCGUCACUGUUACAUUUAUUUCUGUUACCCAGAAAUAACAGUUCUGCCAUCCUUCACAUAAGAUUUCCUUUCACUCCACCUCCUGCAUCACUAAUAGAACAUUAAUGUUCGGAGUGCCAUGCUCCAUCCAUCAGCUGCAGCAGCUUCACUUGAAUGGGUAAUACAGCUAUAGAAAUUACGUUUGCUAAUAAGGAGCCUUCCAGCCAAAAGUUAGGCUGUCAGCAGAGUUAAGACCAGAACUGGGCAGUGUUGGGGGAGGAAGGACUGACUGCAAUCGCAGUUGAUUGCUGCCACCUCUGAAAUAGAAGCUGGAAAGAAAAACUAUUUAGGUAGCACAGCACUUUGGUAUGCUAAGUUUUAAGAGGCAAGUAUAGGGGACACAACACCACGCUCAGUGGAUUAGGGCUGCACUUGAAGGAAUUCACAGUUAUCAAUUAGCAAUGUGCAGAAAACUAUAGUACCUUCAAUACAGUUGGACAAAGGGGUAUUGUUAGUAAGUGAACAAGCUCGGAGGACAAGAUAAUAGUAGGCCGCUGAUUUAUUAGGGCAAUGCUGUUGUGGUACUGGCAAUAAGGUAUACAGCUUUGAAGCUGUAGCAAAAACUUAGUCUGCUUUGGAUGAUUUUUAAGCAGACUCAGCUGCUAUACUGUCACAUCAUACUAAACACAGGGAACGCAUUUAAGAAAAUAGCAGAGAGCCAAAUCUGACCUAGCUGACUAUAAACCAAAGGGUCAAAUGAGCUGUAAUUCCAUCACCACUGACUUUAUUAAAAACUUUCUCAUCUCUAAAAAUAGAUCAGAAUUUUGCUUCUGACUUGAGCCUUUUGACACUUUGGUUUAUGGCAGUGCUGUCCCUGCACAGUGCAGUGUAGGUACUCUAACUGACACAGCAGUUCAUUGGUGCUCUGUUUCAAAGUAAAAGCACAUAUGGCAAACCUCUUACAGUCCAUAAGGAUAAAAUAAAUUAUGACAUUGAGAGAGAGAAGGAAGAUGCAUCUUAUUUAUAAUAGGUAUAUAAAACACAAGGAAUAUAAAGUGAGAAUUUUUCUUUUUUUCUUUCUUUCUCUUUUUUACUAAUAUAUUUUGAGAUUGCACAGAAUCUACACCAGAAGAUGUGAAAUUCAUUGUGGCAAUUAAAUAGUCUUAACUUGUCAGCAUUUAAAAAAAAUGGAUAACUGCUUCUGGGAAAAACAACUUCAUUCCAAAAAUAACAAUAAUGAGAGCAAACACAAAAAUAACAAAGCCCUCUAAAGGCGUCUCGCAUAACAGUAGACUAGGAAAUACAAGCCCAAAAAUACCAGGAAAUCAAUGUUACUGCAUCAUAUAUUUAACAAUGACAAGAUGUUCCGGCAUUUAUUUUCUGUGUUGUGUUUUCCCUUGCCUUACGGGCUGAAGUGUUCUGUAGAUUUCAUCAGGUCACACAGACGUGAGUUUCAGAUUUAAAGUUUUUGCUUUAGCUUGGUUAUACCCUCACAACCCCCAUCCCUGAAGAAAAAAAAAGAAUUUACUUUUUAUGUGCUAUGCAAAAUAGACAUCUUUAACAUAGUCAUGUUACUAUGGUAACACUUUGCUUUCUGAUUUGGAAAGAAAAUGUAGCAACAGCAUUUUAAGGUUCUCAGACCUCCAGCAAGCACCUGCAAAAAAGAAAAAAGAAAUGAACUGUCAUAGAAAUGAUUACUCUCUCUAUUUCCUGAACCUGAAAAUGAUGUUGGGAUACUAGUCCGGAAGGGGAUUUUUAAAUUUUUUUUUUAAAGCAACAACCAUGGUUCUUUGGAAGGUUACCAUGGUGACUAACUACAGUACAUAUGUAAUUCUUUCCAACAACCCCUCCUUUCUGUGAAUCUGUCCAUAUAAGGCUUUUUUUGUAAGUCAUUAAAGAUUUUAUUUUGGGGGAGGGGGAGAAAGGGAAAAGAUGGGUAUAGUAAGCUUGGUUUAUUUUUGGGGGUGGGGGGAUUUAAAAUUUUUUUAAUCAAGUGUAUGUUUCAUCAGUUGGCUACAUUCUGGUUAUGUUCUAAACUGUGAAAAUCAGAGGAAUUGACGAAGAGCAACCUGCAACCAAUUAAAAAAAAUGUACUGUGCGUCUGUUUUGUGUCUGGUGCAGAAUUAUGACAAUCUACCAACUGUUCCUUUAUUUGACGUUGGUUCAGCUUCAAAAAGUUACUGUAAAUGCCUUGCUUGUAUUAUCGUCCCUAGUCACCUGACUUUGGAAUUUGCACCAUCAUGUCUAAGUGAAGAUGCUGUAAAUAGGUUCAGAUUUACUGUAUAUGGAUUCGGGGUGUUACAGUAGCCUUAUUCACCUUUUUAAAUAAAAAAAUACACAUGAAAACAAGACAGAAAUGGCUUUUCUUAACCAGAUUGUGUAUAUAGAGCAAUGUUGGUUUUUUAUAAAGUCUAAGCAAGAUGUUUUGUAUAAAAUUUGAAUUUUGCAAUGUAUUUAGCUACAGCUUGUUUAAAGGCAGUGUCAUUCCCCUUUGCACUGUAUUGAGGAAAAAAAUGGUAUAAAAGGUUGCCAAAUUGCUGCAUAUUUGUGCUGUAAUUGUGUACCAUGAAUAUUUAUUUAAGAAUUUCUUUGUCCAGUUUGUAAGUAACACAGUAUUAUGCUUGAGUUAUAAAUAAUUUUUUUCUUUCUUUGUUUUUUUUUAACUAGCCUGUCAUAGGUUUGAAACCUUUAGUUCCACAUUGCAAUUAGCUCCCAGAAAAUGAAAACUAUGAAAAUCACAUUCCACGUCUGUUUCAAAUUGAAUUUGUUCUUAAAAAAAUAAAAUAUUUUUUUCCUAUGGAAA